Ipomoea triloba (trilobed morning glory) is the source of this 3350-nucleotide messenger RNA. RefSeq lists its product as uncharacterized. The record is from RefSeq and is a predicted model, not a curated record. The transcript has 16 exons. Lineage: Eukaryota; Viridiplantae; Streptophyta; Magnoliopsida; Solanales; Convolvulaceae. Gene Ontology annotation, cellular component: mitochondrial outer membrane. Gene Ontology annotation, molecular function: ATP hydrolysis activity; ATP binding. The coding region runs from base 310 to 2784 and encodes 824 amino acids.
AUAGAUACAGAGAGAGAGAGAAUUGUGAGUGAGUGUAUAUUUUGUACGGGCCAUCAAAACACAAAAAACCAUACAGCGAGGAGGCAACUUGCUCGUCUUCCAUCCCUGACCUGUCAACCUAUCAUCACAAAAUUAAUUCUAAAUUAUUAAAUAAGCACAGAAUCCACCCAACAUACGUCUCAUUGGGAUAUACGCACUUUUCGCUCCCCUUUCCUUCUUAUUCUUCUCCAUUUUCCUGUUUGCGCAUUUCCCUUUCUUUAUAUAUACAUACAUAUAGUAUAGAAUUUCCGGGGUUUGGGAUCCGCAGCUAUGGAGCAGAAGAGCUUAAUAAUAUCGGCAUUGAGCGUAGGGGUUGGGGUGGGUUUGGGAUUGGCGUCAGGGCAAGCCGUCAGCAAAUGGACAGGCUCCGGUGGCGCCACCAAUUCCGCCGACCAAAUCGAGCUCGAGCUCCGCCGCCUCGUCCGUGACGGCAAGGAUACCGGCGUUUCCUUCGAAAACUUCCCCUACUACCUCAGUGAAAGGUUGCGGGUGCUGUUGACAAGUGCAGCAUAUGUUCAUCUAAAUCACAUGGAUAUGUCUAGACACACUCGAAAUCUCUCGCCUGCUAGUAGGGCUAUAUUGCUUUCAGGGCCGGCUGAACCUUGCCAGCAAGCUCUUGCAAAGGCUCUUGCUCAUCAUUUCAAAGCAAAAUUGAUACUACUGGAUAUAUCUGACUUUUCGCUGAAGGUUCAGUGCAAGUAUGGUGUUACCAAAAGAGUGCCUUCUUCCAAGAGGUCCAUCUCGGAGGUAACACUGGGAUGCGUGUCCAAUUUGCUUGGUUCUUUCUCAAUCCUUCCAGAAAAAGAGUCUACUGGAGGCAUGUUAUCUAGGCAAACCAGUGCUGUUGAUCUUAAAUCGAGGAAUGCUGAAGGUCUGGAGAAUCCUCUAAAGCAUCGCAGAAAUGCCUCCAUCUCUUCGGAUAUCAGUAGCAUCAGUUCACAAUCCUCCUAUUCAACUUCAGCUCCUUCAAAACAAUCCAACAGCUGGGUUUUUGACGAAAAAGUUCUCUUACAGUCGCUUUACAAGGUUUUGGUUUCAAUCUCGGCAACUAAGUGCAUCAUUCUCUACAUCAGGGAUAUAGAUAGACACCUUCAAUCUCCGAGAUUUUACAAACUUUUUGACAGAAUGCUGAAGAAACUAUCAGGGUCGGUCUUGGUUCUUGGGUCCCGGAUGCUUGAGCACGAUGAGGAUUAUGGGGAAAUUGAUGAGAAAAUCAGUCUAUUAUUUCCCUACAAUAUUGAGAUAAGGCCACCUGAAGAUGAAACCCAUCUUCUAACCUGGAAGGCCCAACUUGAAGAGGAUAUGAAGAUGAUUCAGUUUCAGGACAAUAAAAACCACAUUGCCGAGGUACUUGCAGCAAAUGACCUUGAAUGUGAUGAUCUAGGAUCAAUCUGUCAAGCAGAUACUAUGGUUCUGAGUAACUAUAUUGAGGAAAUAGUAAUUUCUGCAAUAUCAUUCCAUCUGAUGCAUAACAAGGAUCUAGAAUAUCGAAAUGGAAAGCUUGUUAUAUCAUCCAAGAGUUUGUCCCAUGGGUUAAGCAUAUUCCAGGAAGGAAAAAGUGGAUGCAGAGACUCUCUCAAAUUGGAGACAAAUGCUGAAUCAUCAAAGGAUACUGAAGGAGAAAAUGGUAUCGGGUCAAACCCAGUAUCUGAGAGCAAAAGCGAAACUGAAAAGCCAGCUACGCUGGUGAAAAAGGACGGUGAAAGUCUCCCAGCACCAAAGGCCCCAGAAGUUCCUCCCGACAAUGAAUUCGAAAAGCGCAUAAGGCCGGAGGUUAUUCCUCCAAAUGAGAUUGGGGUGACUUUUGAAGAUAUCGGUGCCCUGGAUGAGAUUAAAGAAUCGCUUCAAGAACUGGUUAUGCUUCCUCUUCGGAGACCUGACCUCUUCAAUGGUGGACUUCUUAAGCCUUGCCGGGGAAUAUUGCUUUUCGGUCCUCCUGGUACUGGAAAAACUAUGCUGGCAAAGGCAAUUGCCAACGAAGCUGGAGCAAGCUUUAUAAAUGUGUCAAUGUCAACCAUUACAUCAAAAUGGUUUGGCGAAGAUGAGAAGAAUGUCCGAGCUUUGUUCACCCUUGCAGCCAAAGUUUCUCCAACAAUUAUUUUCGUGGAUGAGGUUGAUAGCAUGCUUGGGCAGCGCACAAGAGUCGGAGAACAUGAAGCCAUGAGAAAAAUUAAAAAUGAAUUCAUGGCUCAUUGGGAUGGAUUAUUAACAAAAGCUGGUGAGCGCAUUCUUGUUCUUGCAGCAACCAAUAGGCCAUUUGAUCUUGAUGAAGCAAUCAUCAGGCGGUUUGAACGCAGAAUUAUGGUUGGUCUACCAUCAGUAGAGAACAGAGAAAAGAUCUUGAGAACACUUCUAGCAAAGGAAAAGGUGGAAGACCUUGAUUUCAAGGAGCUUGCUACCAUGACCGAAGGAUAUAGUGGAAGCGAUCUCAAGAAUCUGUGUAUAACGGCUGCUUAUCGGCCCGUCAGAGAGCUAAUACAGCAAGAGCGAGAGAAGGAUAUGGAAAAGAAACGCAAAUCUGAAGAAGGGCAAAGCUCAGAAGAUGCCUCGGACAAGAAUGACCAGCCAGAGGAGAGAGUUAUCAUACUGAGACCCUUGAACAUGGAAGAUAUGAAGCUAGCAAAGAAUCAGGUUGCCGCUAGUUUUGCUUCUGAGGGAUCCAUAAUGGGCGAGCUUAAGCAAUGGAAUGACUUAUACGGGGAAGGUGGUUCAAGAAAGAAGCAACAGCUGUCUUACUUCCUUUAGGUUGUCAGAUACACACAGUUUGAGUCCCGAGGUACAUUCUUAUGAUGCAAGGAACAAUAUUUAAGAUUUCUGGCCUGGCUGCAUAGAACGAACUUGAAUCGCGAAGCCCCUUCCCCUUUACAUGGAACAGCACAGACUCUUGAAUCCUCGGUUUUUUCUGGAACUAGCAUUGAAGCGAUCUGCAGUGAAUCAUCAUCAUCAUCAGAGUAUAAUAUAAUACUCAAAAGGUUUCCUUGCAUUUCUUAAUUCAUUCCUGCUGGAGAAAUUGAGACUGUAUUAUUACAGAAAAAGUAAUUAAUAGCCCCAUCUGAAUCUAUGUGUUUUCAUGAUGCUAAAUAGUCUGUUGGAAAUGCAGAUGGGGGGAUUGGGAAUCUGAGAGAAAAAACCUUAAUUGAAUUUGCUGGCAAUGUGAUAUGUGCAUGCAAUGUAGUUGCACUAAAUACUAAAUAGAGUGGUGUAAAUUUAUGCUGUGAGUGAAAUUAAUGGUAUUGUAAUUAAUUCAUUUCUUGGAACCCCUUGUAUCUCUUGGAGCUUUUAUAUACCAAAGGUCCAAAGUUCAAGAAUUA